Messenger RNA from Cladophialophora immunda, 1404 nucleotides. RefSeq lists its product as uncharacterized. The coding region runs from base 1 to 1404 and encodes 467 amino acids. Gene Ontology annotation, biological process: charged-tRNA amino acid modification. The transcript has 2 exons. Gene Ontology annotation, cellular component: cytoplasm. Lineage: Eukaryota; Fungi; Ascomycota; Eurotiomycetes; Chaetothyriales; Herpotrichiellaceae. The record is from RefSeq and is a predicted model, not a curated record. Gene Ontology annotation, molecular function: tRNA adenosine(64)-2'-O-ribosylphosphate transferase activity.
AUGACCCAUCCAGAUUUUCCCACAAGAUUAGUUGACCUGACAUUAAACGACUCAACCCAUCACCUUUCUCUGUAUGCCACGCUAAAGUCGAUUCGCAAGUCUACUCUCUCAAUUCCAAAUCGCCUUACGUCCAUCCUUGAUGACGCCAAAUUUGUCAAAGCAGCAUCCCAGCGGUACAACUUGCCUCUGGUUGCAAACGAGCGUUGUGGUAGCUGGUACAUCGAUCCAGCAGAUAAAACGGGUAGUACGUAUUUCAAAAGCACAGAUGGUCACCACGGACAAUGGGACUUCUCCCUGCGCAGACUCAAUCUACAGCUUCUCCCAAUCUUAGCCGCUCAUGGCGGUGCAAUCGUGGUCGACUCAACGCGUCGUGGGAAGAAUCUUCCGGAUGCAUUUAGCAAGACUGUACCGAUAUGGACAGCAAUUAUCAAUAAAGCAUUGUUUCCAGAAAUCCCUUCAGCGCACAGGCUUCAGACUCCGCCUCCACCGGAUGACUUAGGACAGUCUGAGAUAUCGCAAAUCGAAGCCCGGCUCGAGGGUUUUACGAGAGCCUUCACCGGACUAGGACUAGACUUGCAAAGCCUGCGGGAAGAGCUGGGGUGUCCUAUACAGCUCACCUGGGCGAUCCAUGGCUAUUCCGAUUUUGAACCUGGCGACGACGCAAACCAGCCCCUAUCAGGCUCAUGUUCCCCACUUGAGCAUUCUGUUCGCAACGUGGUGCUCUGCUCCGCGUCUCGUCGCGUUCGUGGUGCUGAAAUCUCGGAAGGGGGUUAUAUCCAAGGUGCUGGUGACGACAGCGAAGGAUGGUCGCAUGGACUGACUGCUGAACUCUUCUGGAAGCAAAGAGAGCUGUUGAUGGAGACUCCCGAAGAUGACCUCCCAGCUCUGAUCGAGAGAUUACUUGAAAAGGAAAAGGAAAUGCAUGACACAGGGGUCUCCGUUACGAGGGUCACUCCAACCUCCAACCUUUAUAUCGCAGUCGGGCCUGUCAAGAGCUUAGAUGGAUUCGACCUGAUAAUCAAUUGUCAAGGCGACGGACAAACCUCAACAUCAAGAGUCGUUUGGUUGAACUGUCGCGGCCGCAAAACCGGGAGCAAAGAGCUUCGCGACAAGCUCCCUAGCGUUGUCGGCGUCAUCAGCAAUCAGCUCUACACGCGACCCCAAAGCAAGAUACUGAUCACUUGCACAACCGGCAAAGAUCUCAGCGUCGGCGUUGCAGUCGCGAUUUUGUGUUUAUGCUACGACGGUGAAGGCCAUUUGAGAGAGAUCGCUGACCAGUUAGUUGUCGAGAAACAACUUGUCAAGCAAAGGCUGGCCUGGAUCAUCUGCUCCAAACAAGACGCAAACCCUUCGAGGGCGACACUGCAAUCAGUGAAUUCGUUCUUGAUGCAACGUCCGGACUGA